Odontomachus brunneus is the source of this 1449-nucleotide messenger RNA. RefSeq lists its product as uncharacterized. Bases 1 to 1449 code for a protein of 482 amino acids. Lineage: Eukaryota; Metazoa; Arthropoda; Insecta; Hymenoptera; Formicidae. The record is from RefSeq and is a predicted model, not a curated record. The transcript has 7 exons.
AUGGACCAGGUAGGGCGGGAAGCGGUGAAAGCUCUACCUGGUAGCACCACUAGCAGCACCAGCACUAUCAGCAGCACAAGCAGCACCAGCAAUAGCACCUGUAACACCAGCAGCAGUUGCAAUACCAGUAGCACCAGCAACACCACAUCCAACAUCAGCAGCAGCACCUGCAGAACCAACAACACCAGCAGCAACAGCAGCACCAGCAGCACCAGUAGACAUCACCAGCACCACCAGAAGCAGCACGUCCACCACCACCUGGAGCAAAGUAGUACCAGCAGCAGCACCAGAAACAUCACCAGCAACACCAGCAGCACCACGAGCACCAUCAGCAGCACCAGCAGCACCAGCAACAGCACCUAUAACAUUAGCAGCAGUUGCAACACCAGUAGCACCAGCAACACCACAUCCAACACCAGCAGCAGCACUUGCAGAAUUAACAAAACCAACAACACCAGCAGCAACAGCAGCACCAGCAACACCAGCAGCACCACUAGCAGCACCACCAGCAGCACCACUAGCAGCACCACAACAGUACCUGAAACACCAGCAGCACAAGCAGAACCAGCAGCACCACCAGCAACACCAGCAGCAGGACCAGCACCACCUGCAACACCAGCAAUAGCACCUGCAGAACCUACAACACCAACAGCAACAGCAGCACCAGCAACACCAGCAGACGCACCAGCAGCACUAGCAGCACCAGCAGCAGCACCAGCAGCACCAGCAGCACCAGCAGCACCAGCAGCAGCAUCAGCAGAAGCGGCACGUCCACCACCAGAAGCAGCGAACACCACCAGCACUAUCAGCAGCACCACCAGCACCAGCAGCAGUAUCAGCAGCACCAGCAGCACUAGCAACAGCACCUGCAACACCAGCAAUAGCACCUGCAGAACCUACAACACCAACAGCAGCACCACAGCAGCACCAGCACCACCAGCAGCAGAACCUGCAACACUAGCAGCACCAACGUCACCACCACCAUCAGCACCAGUAGCAGCAGCACCACCACCACCACCACCACCAGCACCACCAUCACCAAUAACAUCAGCACCAGUAGCAUCAUCAGCACCAGCAAUACCAGCAGCACCACUAGCAGCACCUGCAACACUAGCAGCACCAGCGUCACCACCACUACCAGCACCAAGCAGCACGGGCAGCACCAGCAACACUAGCAGCUCCAACAUCACCACCACCUCCACCAGCAGCAGCAGCAGCAGCACCACCACCAAUAACACCAGCACCAGUAGCACCAGCAGCAGCAGCACCAGCAGCACCAACAACGCCAGCAGCACCAAUUGCGGCACCAGCACCACCAGCACCAACAGCACCACCAUCACUACUAGCACCAUCACCAGCAGCACCAGGGCGGCGGAAGGCUAUGGGCCGCCAAGGGUAGGAGAAGAGGAGGAAAUGGAGGAUUUGGGUGCUUCGCUGCUAGCGCCAUGA